AUGGCUCUCGACUCCUUCGCCACUGAGGCGUUCACCCUCCUCUCCUUAGGCAUCUCGAUCAUUCUCUUCCGAACUUUCGCACGAUGGAAACUAGUAGGCUUUUCAGGAUUAGAGGCCGACGACUACCUCAUGCUUCUAGUGGUCGUACCGUACUCUAUUGAGACAGGACUUGGAUAUGCCGUGGGCGCUGCGGCCAAUGGAUUAACCAACAGCGGACUAACAGACGAACAGAGGGCCGCUUUAAGCCCUGACAGUGAAGAAUACUCAUGGAGGAUCAUCGGCUCCAAGAUCCAGGUUGCCGGUUGGGUUAUGUAUGUAUCAGUGCUUUGGAUCAUCAAGGCGUCUCUUUGCGCCUUCUACAUUCGCCUCACAAAUCCUAUCACCGGACCUCGACAAGGUUCGGCGUGGGCCGUUCGAGAAUCAUUCGUUGCCGUUGCCACCUCCAGCCUACCAAUGAUAUGGGCCAUCGUACGCCGCUGGCUCAAGCGAUGGUUUGGCUCUAUCCUAUCCUCGAAUAAGAAGACAACCGGACCCGAACCUGGAAGCAUUAUGCUCGGUGAUCGAACUAAUCAUUCCGAUUGGCACAAGCAGCGUACACAAGCCACUGUUACUGCAAAUGCUGUUGGUAAAGGUACUAGCAGCGACGAUUUUACGAAUUUCAAUGAUGGGGAUUCUGAGGACGGCAUAAUCCCUAAGACCAGGCCUUAUGGCGGUAUCAGAAAGGAAGUGGAAGUUACUAUUGAGACGGACUGGCCUGACCAACAAGACCCCAACCAUACUCACGACGAUAGGCAUAUGGGUUGCCAUAACCACCAUAGCAGGGCUGUCUAG
Molecule: messenger RNA, 831 nt
Organism: Parascedosporium putredinis
Lineage: Eukaryota; Fungi; Ascomycota; Sordariomycetes; Microascales; Microascaceae
Source: the annotation of a GenBank genome assembly